AACGCUCAAUCGAUGACGUCUGAGUCUUAAGGUAGGUCAAAAAUGGGGUGUCUACACUAGUAUAUUAAUGUAUGUAGAUGAAAACGCCAUAUGCUCUCAUGUUACCUCCACUGGCACAGUUCAUGUUAUCACUUUGUCUCAACUAUGAAUAAGCAGCCAACCAGCCCACAGAAGCACAGGAUCAGAUUAACUUACGCCUCCAGUAUUGAACUGAGAUUUAUAAGCCAAACAAGCAAAAAGUUAGUCAUAAGUUUGAUAAUGGAAAUCAUUAUUUAUUUAUUUAUAUAAAUACAGAUUUAUUGAAAGAAAGAAAGGCAUCAAGAGGUGGAUGACAUUGGUGUCCAUCAACACAUUAGACAAAAGCAAAAAACUUUACAUCCACGCUAGCCUUAACACAUAAGCCAACCAUAACUGAAUCAUUAGACAAGCAAAAUUUUGUGACUUUCAGCUGAAGUUAAAAUUUCUCACCAAUUGAAUAGUAAAGGUAGAUAAAUACACAGAAUGAGUACUGUGAGGAGGAUGAGAAUUAGCAUAUGCACAAGAACAAUCUAUGUGAUUUGGACUCUUCUAUUGAUAACUUACAUUUCUUGCAGAUAUUGGCUCGUGACAGGUUGUUGGGCUCAUAUAAGGUCAAACCAGUUAUCAAAUUGCUGAAACAAACACUAGUCGGAACAGGGGCAUUAUUAGUUUCAGCAGUGUUGUUAUUUAUCUUUGCUACCCCAGUAGAGGAUUUCAUUCAGAACACUUUUGCAACAGGAGCAAACUCAUCCAAUGUUUCAGCUUCAAAGAUCAACAAAAAAAACAAUAUAAGAAAAGACGAGCUGCUAAAAUUGCCCGUGGAGGUGAAGUCUGAUGAUGAUCUAGCAGCAGCUGCUGCUGAAGCUGCUGAUGGAAGGCCAGUCUACUGCAGGGAUAGGUUUUAUCGUGCAUUAGCAGGAGGCCAGUACUGCAAAUGGGAUGACCUAGUUAAGUAAUCAAGACCAAGAAAAGCAUAGAUCAUGUUCACAUUCAAGUUACUUUUUUUUCUUUUUUUUUUUUAAAGUCACAUUCAAGUUACCUAUAUAUGGUUUGUUAUUUGUACU
Messenger RNA from Camellia sinensis, 1082 nucleotides. Lineage: Eukaryota; Viridiplantae; Streptophyta; Magnoliopsida; Ericales; Theaceae. The record is from RefSeq and is a predicted model, not a curated record.